This is a messenger RNA of Cladophialophora bantiana CBS 173.52, 1272 nucleotides long. RefSeq lists its product as uncharacterized. The coding region runs from base 1 to 1272 and encodes 423 amino acids. The record is from RefSeq and is a predicted model, not a curated record. NCBI's taxonomy places the organism in Eukaryota, Fungi, Ascomycota, Eurotiomycetes, Chaetothyriales, Herpotrichiellaceae. The transcript has 3 exons.
AUGGCGGAACCUCUUACAACCUUCGCCGCGGCGGGCAACGCCCUUCAAUUCGUCCAGCUGGGAAUCGACCUUAUCCGCAAAACGAUCGAAUACUCGCACGGCGGUGGCAACAUCAAACUUGCAUUGAAAACCUACAUUGACAAACCUAAAAUCGACUCCCUGUCACAAAAGCUGGAUCAUGCCAGGGCAAACUUAAUGCUCUCCCUCAUGGUUUAUCUCCACGACCAGUCAGCUGUCGAUCGCAAGAAUAUGAGCGAGGGAAUGCUUGCCAUUGCACAACACGCUCUCAAGACCACAGCAGAGUCUGGGGGCCGAGCCCACGAUGGCACAUAUAAAUGGAUAUUCAGACGUAAAGAGGAUGAUGUGGGUGUGUGGGAUGAUUUCAUCGAGUGGCUUCAUGCCAGCAGACACCCUAUAUACUGGGUAUCUGGGAAACCGGGUUCGGCCAAGAGCACGUUGAUCCGCGAACUAGACGAACGCGCCGAUAAGCUACGAUCUCUGGACCAAACAGCGGACGACGCUGAAUUUCUCAGGGCUUCAUUCUGCUUUUGGUAUGCUGGCACCAGCGACGAAAAAUCGUUAUCCGGCUUUCUUCGUGUAUACCAACUGCUCUCGCCACGGCUUGACCUUGUUGACCAGGUGAUGUCAACCAGCAGGUGGGAGGCGAACUUGGACGAACGUCCCCGUGUACUUGUGUGGGAAGAAGUGGAAGUGAUUGAAGUCCUGUCUAGGGUCGUAAAACAUCUCGAAACUAGCAAACGGGUUUUGCUGUUUAUCGAUGGUCUUGAUGAACAUGAUGGUUCAGAUGACCAAUGCCAGGAGGUUCUGGAGCUGUUGCACACCCUCACCAAAGUCGAGAACGUCAGGGCCUGUGUGGCAAGCCGACCCUACAACAUCUUUCGUGAUGAGUUCCAUGAUUGUCCCCAACUCCGGCUUGACGAUCUUACGAAAGACAACAUACGCCUCUAUGCCCAGAGCAACUGGGCGAGAAUCCACACUUUCGGCGCCAACAAAAAAAGAACCGCAGCUGCUUCAAAAAAUAACCGGAGAGAUUACGAGGCGGGCAAGAGGGGUAUUUCUAUGGGUGCGCUUAGUCGUCCGUGUCUUUUUUUGAGAGUUCUGAGGGACGGGGGUCGCACAAUGCACUUUUCAGGGAACUUUAAAGCAUUCCACUCGAUCUGGAUGAGUAUUUCAGACGCAUUUUCGAGUCGAUUGAAAGACCAUACAGAAAAGAAGCGUCCAUCAUCCUCCAAACAGCCUUGUACUCUAUAG